Acanthochromis polyacanthus (spiny chromis) is the source of this 3536-nucleotide messenger RNA. It is a transcript of the gene opn7d, whose product is annotated as opsin 7, group member d. Lineage: Eukaryota; Metazoa; Chordata; Actinopteri; Pomacentridae. The transcript is spliced from 6 exons. The coding region runs from base 435 to 1634 and encodes 399 amino acids. Gene Ontology annotation, biological process: visual perception; G protein-coupled receptor signaling pathway. The record is from RefSeq and is a predicted model, not a curated record. Gene Ontology annotation, molecular function: G protein-coupled receptor activity. Gene Ontology annotation, cellular component: membrane.
UGCCAGUAUUAUGCUGAUCCCUCUCUCUCUCUUUCCAUCUCCCUUUCCUCCCCCCUCUCUCUCUCCGGCCUGCCGCCACUGUGGGCUUUUCAUUUUACAUUGGUGGAGCUCACUGCAUGUCCACAGUGAUGAUGUGUGCACUUGCUGCCUGAUUGAGUGAGUGUGUGUCCACCUGGCCAGUUGCAUGUAGGUGUGUGUCACUGAACGGGAGGAGGAUACCUUAACCGGACUCUUCAUUGUGAGCCUGAAACGGGUCCAGUGCUUCCCCUUUCACUCUCUCUCCUUCACUCUCUCUCCCCCUCACACUCCUUCCCUCCGUCCUACCUCUUUCUCUGUCUUCCUCUCGGUGGCUGGCCAAGCUCCUCUCCUCUGUGUCCUGCUCGCCACCUGGCCUCCAUGAGUUUAACUGAGGACAAACCAUCCCUCCCUGGAAGAUGGGAAAUGCUUCAGACACAUCUGCUGUGUUUGCCUCCACCAUCUCCAAGGAGCACGACAUCCUCAUGGGUUCGCUCUACAGCAUAUUUUGUAUCCUGUCCCUCCUAGGAAACUGCAUUCUGCUACUUGUUGCAUAUCACAAGCGAUCAACCUUGAAACCAGCAGAGUUCUUCAUCAUCAAUCUCUCCAUCAGUGACCUUGGGAUGACACUCUCUCUGUUUCCACUGGCCAUACCGUCAGCUUUUUCACACAGGUGGCUGUUUGGAGAAAUUACCUGCCAGCUCUAUGCCAUGUGCGGAGUGCUGUUUGGUCUGUGCAGCCUGACAAACCUCACAGCCCUCUCCUUAGUGUGCUGCCUCAAAGUCUGCAUCCCUAACCAUGGUAACAAGUUCUCCUCAUCGCAUGCCCGCCUCCUGGUGGUUGGAGUGUGGUGUUACGCAUCUGUUUUUGCUGUGGGGCCCUUGGCACAGUGGGGGCAUUACAGUGCAGAACCUUACGGAACAGCCUGCUGCAUCGACUGGCAGGCUCCCAACCACGAGCUUUCGGCUUUGUCUUACAUCGUCUGUCUUUUCGUCUUCUGCUACGCGCUGCCCUGCACCAUCAUCUUCCUCUCCUACACUUUCAUUCUGCUGACGGUGCGGGGGUCACGUCAGGCCGUCCAGCAGCAUGUGUCACUGCAGACCAAGACCACCAACGCACACGCUCUCAUUGUCAAGCUGUCAGUGGCAGUAUGUAUAGGCUUCCUGGGUGCCUGGACCCCAUACGCUGCCUUGGCCAUGUGGGCUGCUUUUAGUGACGCCACACAGGUUCCUCCUGCUGCAUUCGCCGUGGCCGCCGUGUUCGCCAAGUCCUCCACCAUCUACAACCCAAUGGUCUACCUGCUGUGCAAGCCCAACUUUCGCGAGUGUUUAUACAGAGACACGUCGAUGUUGCGACAGAUGAUCUACAGGGGAAGUCCACAGUCGGAGCCUAAAGAUCGCUUCGGAUCCACCUUGCAGCGCAACAAGGAAGUGAGCAUCUCCACACGCUUCUCAAAUGGACAGCAGGAGGGCUACGGAUCGUGUCUGCAAUGCACUGACAAUGCGUCGCUGUGUCAUAUGACCACGCCUCAAAGGACUGCCUGCAUCCUGACUGGAUCCACCUACACGGAGGUGACAGUUAGCCAGCUCUCAGCUAAGCCACAGGCUGAUUUUCUCUAAGUGCUACAACGUCCUGCUUUCAUAAACCCCACAAGACUGGAAAAAUGCUCAGAAUGACAGAUUACUGGGCAUUACUGGGAUAAUGAAUGCACAAGUUAUAAUGUGUGUUUCACCUCCGAUGACAUCCCUCCUGAAAGACUUAAAUGACUCUUUCACUACGAAUUGCCUAAGACUUCAUCUGAGAAGAUUUGCCAGACAAAUUUAUACUUGUAAUGUCUUGAUGUCUGCAUUUGUGUCAGCUUGUUUCCUGCUUUAUUUACAUGUACAGCAAUUUAACUGGAUUCUGGCAGAGCAGAAAAUGAGACAGGAGAACCCCGGCUGGCUUCAAGGUUAAUUAUGCAAACGUGUACUUCUGUGUGCAGUGUGGGGACAAACCGUCUUUAAUAUUUGACCAGUGCAAAUAAAACAAAAUACACAUCAUAAGGUAUUUAAUUACUGCAAAGGACUACAAAACAAGAUGAAGAUAUUGUUUGGGUUUCAUCACAUGAGGAUGUGUUAUUUGUUAAGUGGUACUCAACUCAAAAUGUUCUCAUGUUCACCCCCUGCAGGUCCAAAUGUCUGUAUUGAUGUUUUGUCCUUGUCACCAUCGGGAUCCAUUAUAACAGAGACACAUAAUCAAACUGACAGCUGCUGUUUUCUGGUAGGAGAAAAACAGCAAUCUUUUAGCAGCUACUUCAUGCCUAUAGGAGCCGAGUAUCUGAUGCUCAAAAGGCAGACUUAAGUGGAGUAUCACUUUAAUGAACAUCUACUUGAAGAGGCUGUACUGUGCCACGUAACCUGCAGUCAUUCUCCUACUGUAGACCGCCAGAUAAAAUGUUUCGACAUUCAUUUAGACAGAAAUAAAAAAUUUUACUUGAUGGAACCAUUUCAAGUCACUUAGAUCUGGGUAAAUGAAUAUUUUGAGAGAUUCCACUCAAAAUUAAAUUCUUACUAACAAAAGUGUCACCUGUAAUUUCAGACCUUUUUGUGCUAUUCUGAAUUUUUUAAAUCAUUGAUGUAAAGAUUUAAAAAUAUGUAUUUCCAAAGUAGCAGAACAGCAGAAGUUUGUUGGCUUAAAAAAAUGACUUUUCUUACUGACGUUUUAAACAUUGUUAAUGAAUCCUUUUGAUUAGCGUAAAAUAAAUGUGAAUGAUGUGCGUUUUUAAAUCUUGCACUUUAUUUGCUGCCAAGUAAUGUUAAUUUACAGCAGGUAUCCAUUUAACAACCCACGGGUAAAAUACAUUACUCCUUGGAUUUAAGUUGGCUAUUUCACAAUCAAUCACAGCAACAACAUUAGUUUUCUGUAAAAACACAAACUGCACUUUGCUAUAUUUACGUCUCCUUUCUAGGGGUCGACCGAUUAUCGUCCGAGCCGAUUAUCAGAUCCAGUACUGAGUUUUUCUGAUUAUCACUUCAUUUUUUUUUUACUUUAAUAACAAAAGAAAAUGAUCUCGGAUAAAAUAAAUCCAUUUUAAAUGAUGCAGUUGCCUUUUUUGUGUAGUUAACAUCUCACAGCACUAUCUGAUUGGUAUUAUGUCAUAAGUCAAGGAUAUGAACACUGAAAUGGUAUAAAAUUUAUUUCACCUAAACAUAUGUAAAACAUAGGCAAAGGUGUUUGGAGUUGGUGUUUUUCUAAAUUCUGACACCAGGAUUUAAAUUUUUACUGAAAAUAUAUAUCAUUUCCAAAUAUCAAUGAACAGUUUCCUUUCAUUACAAUCAGCAGUAUCGGCUGAUUGUAUCAGUACAACAACCAGUAUCGGCUCAGAAAAAACAUAUCGGUUGACCCCUAUUUUUUGAUGUGGUACUGUGCUGUGUGGCUUCAUGUGCAUAUAAAGAAAAGAAAUAUUGUAUGUAUAUAAUUGUUAUAUCAAAACUAAUUUCUGUGCAGCCAUAUUUACUAAAGACAAAAGAAAAUAUCUGUAA